This is a messenger RNA of Canis lupus familiaris (dog), 3750 nucleotides long. It is a transcript of the gene AKT1S1, whose product is annotated as AKT1 substrate 1. Gene Ontology annotation, biological process: neurotrophin TRK receptor signaling pathway; negative regulation of protein kinase activity; negative regulation of TOR signaling. Gene Ontology annotation, cellular component: cytoplasm. The transcript has 6 exons. Lineage: Eukaryota; Metazoa; Chordata; Mammalia; Carnivora; Canidae. Bases 2050 to 2820 code for a protein of 256 amino acids. The record is from RefSeq and is a predicted model, not a curated record.
CAAGGGCUCCACCCCCUCGCCCCAGCGCUCUCCGAAACACCUCCUUCUUUCUCCAUAUUGUAUACUGGCAUCGAAGCCAAGGAGAUUCCAUUUUGCUCGAGGGCACGGCCAAAGCUUGUCAGCUGCGGCCAUGUUAAUGCGGGGCAGUCCCAUCUCUCUGAGGGGCGCAACAGCAAGGUCCUGGAAAACAGACGGGUAAAGGAAAAGAAGGUGAGAGGAGGCGUACGUCACGAGAGGUGCUGAGGGACUUGGGUUAACGGGAUGAAGCCGUCAGUAUCCCCGGGUACGAAGCGGACCCAGUCGAAUUCCUGAGUCACCGUCGGGAGGCGGCGGUGUAGGCCGCCAUAUUGAAGCCUGGCAAAGCGAAGCAAAAAAAGUUGCCAUAUUGGAUCUUCCCCAGCAUUGGUGCUGAAAAGGGGGAUAGGCUGGAGGGAGAGUCCAUGUACGCUUUGGGCAAGUGAUGCUAGGAUGGUUGCCAUGUCGUUAAUGGGCACUACUUUCCUCCAUUUCUGUGGAAGAAGUUGACAAUGGGUGAGGGGCGUCAGGUCGCUGGCCUUAGUUUACUGUGGUCCUGAGAAUACACGUGCCGACGGCCGUAUUUCUUAGCAAAUCGAAAUGGUCUUGGCUUGUUUCCGAGCAAGCUGAAGCCUUUCUUUCACCAUCUUUCUUAUGGGCACCCUGCUGUCGCCACUGUCCCACUGUGAUCCGGUGAUGUCCCCGUGGUCAUUAUGGUCUCGGGCGGCCCCGAUAAGGGAGGCGGAGUGUGCAGCAUGGAGGAGGGCCAACCACGCGGAAGUGACGCGAGGCGCCGCCAUGUCUUUUGAGGGCGGCGACGGCGCCGGGCCGGCCAUGCUGGCUACGGGCACGCUCCUCAAAUUGGUUGGCUGAGGACCCUCCGUCCAUCUCUGAGCUCCUUAGAGGAUACAAGACUUCCUCCAGCAGCUGAAAGGGUAGAGUCUCCCCUGGUCUUGGCCACUCUACUUUUAAACAACUAAUGCCAGAGAGCCCCCAGGCCUUGGCAGAGAAGUUGAGUUGCCCUCCUUGUAUUUGCCCAGUUCUCCUCCUCUUUACAGUGGGAGGACCCUCACACCCACUCACCCCCAUUACACUCUUUUCAAUCCUGUAACUACUCUAAGAUCUAGGACAGAGAGUUUAAUCCUGAUGUCCCAGAGAUGUGAAAGCCCUAGGCCUAGCACUGCCAGGCUGUGUGACCUUGGGCCAGUCAUUUCCCUGCCCUGAGCCUUGGUUUCCUCCUUCUGGUAGGUGAGACCCUGAGCACUUCUCAGUUCUAUUGGAUUUUGGAGUCAGGCAAACAGCAGAGUCAGCCCUGCUCUGACCCAUUUAACUUCUGGGACUCUGACCAAUGCCUUAGGCUGUCUGAGCCUCACUUUCUCCAUCUGAAUGUAAACCUUUCCUGAUAAGGAAGGCAAGAUGGCAUUUGGGAUUAAGAACAGGCUCUCCUCUCCAGCCCCUUUUACCUCAUCGAGAUACUGAAUCUCCCUAAGCCCUUGAUGUGCAACCAUGAAAUAGGGUAAUAACAGCCCCUGCCUCAUAGGGUUGGGGAGAAGGUAGCAUGAGAAUGGUGAUGAUCCAUUUGCAUCCCUGCCUGGCAUGUGGGAAGUGCAGGGUGAGUUUGCCAUGGGGUCUGUCAGGAAUGGUGCUGGUUGUGACCUCACUGUGUGUGGCUUCCAGCAAGGGCUUUGUACUCUAUGGGCCUUGGCUGUCUCAUUAGUGAGGUAACAGCUCCCACCUUAGUGGGUCAGGUGGGAGGUGAAAUGAGAGGUGUAGACUCCCUACACAGAGUCAGUGCUCAGCAAACACUGGUUCAUGUGAUUAUAAGUUGAAAAGGGCCUGCACAUUGAAAUCAAAUAACCCUGGCUGGACUAGAACCUUGCUUGAAUUCCUCCAAUGUUGGGGUGCCCCCUACCUCCCUGAGGAGGCUUCUUGGCUUCCCAGCAGUCCUGGUUUAACCACUUUGAUUUACAGGAAGAAGAAAAUGAGACACAGAGAGGGCCAGUCAGUGGUCCAAGGUCACACAGCAGGGCGUGGAUGGCGUCGGGGCGCCCCGAGGAGCUGUGGGAGGCGGUGGUGGGGGCCGCCGAGCGCUUCCGGGCCCGGACAGGCACGGAGCUGGUGCUGCUGACUGCCGCGCCGCCCCCGCCACCCCGCCCAGGCCCCUGUGCCUACGCGGCCCAUGGCCGUGGGGCCCUGGCUGAGGCUGCCCGCCGUUGCCUCCACGACAUCGCCCUGGCCCAUAGGGCUGCUGCUGCUGCCCGGCCCCCCGUGCCCCCGCCAGCACCACAGCCACCCAGCCCUGCUCGGAGUCCCCCUCGGCCUGCCCCGGCCAGGGAGGAUGACGAAGAAGACGAGGAGGAGCGGACAGAGACGGAGACCUCUGGGGAGCGGCUGGGUGUCAGCGAUGAUGGAGGGCUCUUUGUAAUGGACGAGGAUGCCACACUCCAGGACCUGCCCCCCUUCUGUGAGUCGGACCCUGAGAGCACAGAUGAUGGCAGCCUGAGCGAGGAGACCCCUGCUGGCCCCCCCGCCUACUCCGUGCCCCCGGCCUCAGCCCUGCCCACACAGCAGUAUGCCAAGUCCCUGCCUGUGUCCGUGCCCGUCUGGGCCUUCAAGGAGAAGAGGCCAGAAGCACGGUCAUCGGAUGAAGAGAAUGGGCCGCCCUCUUCGCCGGACCUGGACCGCAUCGCGGCGAGCAUGCGCGCGCUGGUGCUGCGGGAGGCCGAGGACACCCAGGUCUUCGGGGACCUGCCGCGGCCGCGGCUCAACACCAGCGACUUCCAGAAGCUGAAGCGGAAAUACUGAGGCCCAGGGAGAGCGCUUCCAGGCCCAGCGUCCGCCCCGCCCCACACUACACCCCUGCCCCGCCCCUGGGCCCGGCCAAUCCGAGUCAGACCCGGGACCGGCUUCUCAGGUUCCCGGGGUCCCAGGAUUGCCCCUUCCCCGCCAAUUCCCGCCGUCCUUCCAGCCCACGACCCCCUCUCGCGCCGAGGAGCGGGACCUAUCUAGUUUCCGGAUUGGGUCUGUCGCUGCAUUUUUUUUGCCCAGCGACAGAUUCUUUCGAUUAAGGGAUUGGCUCGCUCCCGGACCGGGGCGUGGCUAGUUUUAAGCCCUCAUAAGGGUCAACUGUCGUUUUCGCCCAGUGACCAGAGCUUCGCUCGCGCGGCAUUGGUUGAAAAAGAACAGCCAAGCCACAGGAUUGGGGAGUGGUAAGCCACUACAGCCUAGAGAGUAGGCAACUUCAUUUGAUUGGCUUGAACGCAAAGGGCUUGACCAAUCUCCCGGAGUCGCCAGCCCACCCUUCCUAGUUUGUCCCACCUGAUAGGCUCCAGCCCUCUGGGGGCGUGGCCAAACCCUCCUAACCCCAGGAUUGGCCUGCGGCCUUAAAUUUACGUUCUUUACACUACUGGGACUGGGGUCGCUUUUGACCGAGUCCUGACUAUGUGCCCCUCUACCCUCUCCCAGGGAUGGCCCAAUCCUGUCCCUGCGUCUGACACCCUCUUCGGUUCCAUCCCACAACAGCCUGCCAAUCGUAGUCCGUCCUUGCAGUCAGGACGGCACCAGCUCCCGCCCCUCUCCCUCCACCCCCACAGGUGCCUUAAAGGGCCCUUGUCCACCCGAGGUGGGGGGCAGGGGCCCUCGCUCUCCGGCCCUUGUGUGGGGAAGAGAGUCGUGGGUGGGGAUCGGGAGUUGGGAGCGGUGGUCUGAGAUUAAAAGAGUUUUACCUCUGACAAA